GCGCAAAGCCGAACCCAAAAUGGCGGGAGCCGAUGGAGACGAUUCUCUCUACCCCAUCGCCGUGCUCAUCGACGAGCUGCGGAACGAGGAUGUUCAGCUGCGGCUGAACAGCAUCAAGAAGCUGUCCACCAUCGCCCUGGCGCUGGGCGUGGAGCGGACCCGCACCGAGCUGCUGCCCUUCCUCACCGACACCAUCUACGAUGAGGAUGAAGUACUCCUUGCCCUUGCGGAGCAGCUUGGUAACUUCACCAUGCUGGUGGGAGGCCCAGAGUACGUCCACUGUCUCCUGCCCCCUCUGGAGAGCCUGGCCACCGUGGAGGAGACGGUGGUGCGGGACAAGGCGGUGGAGUCCCUGCGGAAGAUCUCCCAGGAGCACUCGCCCGUGGACCUGGAGGUGCACUUCGAGCCCCUGGUGAAGCGGCUGGCCAGCGGGGACUGGUUCACCUCCCGCACCUCCGCCUGCGGCCUCUUCAGCGUCUGCUAUCCCCGCGUCUCCAGCACCGUCAAGGCCGAGAUCCGCCAGCACUUCCGCACACUAUGCUCAGAUGACACGCCCAUGGUGCGUCGCGCCGCGGCCUCCAAGCUGGGCGAGUUUGCCAAAGUCCUGGAGCUGGACUACGUCAAGAGUGACAUCAUCUCCCUCUUCACCGCGCUGGCCUCUGACGAGCAGGACUCUGUGCGGCUGCUGGCGGUGGAGGCGUGUGUCAGCAUCGCCCAGCUGCUGCCUCAGGAGGACCUGGAGACGCUGGUGAUGCCCACCCUGCGCCAGGCGGCCGAGGACAAGUCCUGGAGGGUGCGCUACAUGGUGGCCGACAAGUUCUCCGAGCUCCAGAAGGCUGUGGGUCCAGAGAUCACCAAGAACGACCUGGUGCCGGCCUUCCAGAACCUUCUGAAGGACUGCGAGGCCGAGGUCCGGGCUGCUGCAGCUAACAAGGUCAAAGAGUUCUGUGAGAAUCUUCCUGAGGACAGCAGAGAGAGCAUCAUCAUGAGCCACAUUCUGCCCUGCGUCAAGGAGCUGGUGUCCGACACCAAUCAGCAUGUGAAGUCAGCUCUGGCGUCCGUCAUCAUGGGCCUUUCCACCAUCCUGGGGAAGGACAACACCGUGGAGCAUCUGCUGCCCCUCUUCCUGGCCCAGCUGAAGGACGAGUGCCCUGAGGUGCGUCUGAACAUCAUCUCUAACCUGGACUGCGUGAACGAGGUGAUCGGGAUCCGCCAGCUGUCUCAGUCCCUGCUGCCUGCCAUCGUGGAGCUGGCUGAGGAUGCCAAGUGGAGGGUGCGGCUGGCUAUCAUCGAGUACAUGCCCCUGCUGGCGGGACAGCUGGGUGUGGAGUUCUUCGAUGAGAAGCUGAAUUCCCUGUGCAUGGCGUGGCUGGUGGACCAUGUGUAUGCCAUCCGAGAGGCAGCCACCUGUAACCUGAUGAAGCUGGUGGAGAAGUUCGGCGCGGAGUGGGCCCAGAACACCAUCGUCCCCAAAGUGCUGGGGAUGGCCAACGACCCCAACUACCUGCACCGGAUGACCACCCUCUUCUGCAUCAACUCUCUGUCAGAGGCCUGUGGACAGGAGAUCACCACUAAACACAUGCUUCCAGUGGUCCUGAAAAUGUCAACUGACCCGGUUGCCAACGUUCGCUUCAACGUAGCCAAAUCCCUCCAGAAGAUCGGCCCAGUCUUAGACAGCAGUGCUUUGCAGGCGGAGGUGAAGCCCGUGCUGGAGAAGCUGGCCAGCGACCAGGACAUGGAUGUGAAGUACUUUGCCCAGGAGGCCAUCAGCGUUCUGGCCCUGGCUUAACCAACGCCAUCCGGGGACCCACUGAACACACAAGACAUCCCAGCACUCGCCACACUCUUUAUUUAUUGAUGUCCAGGAACAACUGGCACCAUGUAGAGGAAAAAAAAACUUGUCUAGAUAUUAAACGGUUUGGUUGUCUUUGCCCUCGGUGGUUGUGAUUGUUCAGGAGAAGCGCAGGUCUCCUCACCGAUUGGCCGCUCUCGCUGUAAAUCUCCGCCCCCGCCGCACCAUGUGAAACACUGCGUGUAGCCUCGUGUUUGCACGCCUGCAUGUGUGUCCCGCUCUCACGGUCCUCGCAGGCGGGUCAGCCCCGGGCUCAGAGCCGCGUACGGCUUCCGCCUCGCCUUCACUCUGGCUGGUUUCUUUUUGCUUCCAUCCUCCGCUUUACUGACGCCUGUGCUCAGACCUCUCCAUCCCCACUGCUGUGAUGCUUCCACCAGCCUGGCACAUUGUCAUAGGAGAUACUGUGAGCUUCUGAUGGUUUGUCAGUAGAGAACUACAAGCACUGUCUGUCAUGUUUUGAGGGUAGUUUUUCUUGUACUUGUAAUGCUAUAUGUGGCCAUAACUGUAAAGCUUUUCUCUUUUUAGUGCAUAUUUUAUUAUUUGGCUGGCACCAUUUUUUGUUUCACAUUCUGACAGUUUCUGCAACUGAUAAUGUGUGCGCUAAAGGACUUUAAACAAGGGACCAUCACAAAUUGUAAUUUACUUUUUUGGGGCAAUGUCUUUGAGUUCCUCCCUCAUCCCCAUUGUAGUCUGACCAUUUCAGACUUAGUGAUUUCACUUUUUCACUUUGGUAGGUGUUUGGUUCACUUCUCAUUUGGCGUUCAGUAGCUUUGGUGCUGGGAGCUGGUGAAUGUCCUCUUCAUAUUCUCAGUAAUAUUGGGUGUUCUAAAAUCGUGCCAAUGACAGCUGUGGAAAGCAUUAGGUGACAUGUUAACUUUUUUCCUCAUCCUUCGUGGGUUGUUUUUGAUUGUUCAUAUGAAAAUGAUUUAGUGUUUUACUUUUUUCUCUUUGGGGAGUGAUCAUCGUUUUAGGUCCCGCAGAAAGCCGUCUGCAUGAGAUGACGUUAGAGAGGAGCCUCCACAGGGAG
Megalops cyprinoides (Indo-Pacific tarpon) is the source of this 2879-nucleotide messenger RNA. It is a transcript of the gene ppp2r1bb, whose product is annotated as protein phosphatase 2, regulatory subunit A, beta b. Gene Ontology annotation, molecular function: protein binding; protein phosphatase regulator activity. Gene Ontology annotation, cellular component: cytoplasm; protein phosphatase type 2A complex. Bases 20 to 1789 code for a protein of 589 amino acids. The record is from RefSeq and is a predicted model, not a curated record. Lineage: Eukaryota; Metazoa; Chordata; Actinopteri; Elopiformes; Megalopidae. Gene Ontology annotation, biological process: protein dephosphorylation. The transcript is spliced from 15 exons.